UUCAGAUAUUAGUUAAGCAAUUAAAAUGAAAUUCCAAGUAUAUUUUAUGAUUUUUGAGCUUAAUAUUUGGAUUUUUGAAUACCAUUGCUUACUACAAGUAAGUAAGCAUUCAAAAGAGGGAGGAGACGGCGAACUUGUUUUCAUAUACCCUGAAGGUUCUCAAGAAAUAACUUGGUAUAAUCCCACUCAUACAAACAUUACUACUUGUUAUAUCAAGUCACUUCAUUGUAUAAUUCCGACAAACCCUAAUUAUAUAGUGACUGUAAAUAAUGAAUCUUCGAGACUAGUCAUAGAGGAAUCACGUUACAAAGAGCACGAUGGAUUUUGGAUGUGUUCCUACAGAACUCAACGUUUAAACGGAAACUACAGUAUAAAAUUCUUCGUAGCAUCUUUACCAAAAGCUUUUAUGUUUAAUGACCCACCAAAAUUGGGCUUCCAAUUAGACGGACAUGCAUUACAUCUAGUUGCCACUGCUAAUUGCAUUUACCCGCAGCCUGAUCUUCGGAACGUUGUAUUGCAUUAUCGUAUAGAGAAUGAAGACACCUUUCAACAGUUCACAAAAAGAAAACCUAACAUUUCUUCGUCACAUAAUCCCAAUUGUGACCAGCAUGAAUACGAUCUACAAGUCCAAAUAGAUAUACUUAUGACUGAUUUUAAUGAAACAAACGUGAUUUUUCAAUUCCUGUAUGUUUCUGUCUCCGGAGAUGUGACACGUACAAAAGAUAUUAUCUUCCUAAAAUUUGGAGGCACAAAAUGGUGGCUAGUACCUGUGAUUGGUGUUAUAGUAAUUGUGAUGAUAGGACUAGUGAUCAUUUCUGUUAAAUACUUUAGAUCGAAAAAGAAUAAAAAAGAGGAUAGGAUUAAUUUACCUCAAAACGAAGUUGGAAAUACACAGGUCUAG
Molecule: messenger RNA, 901 nt
Organism: Saccostrea cuccullata (small rock oyster)
Lineage: Eukaryota; Metazoa; Mollusca; Bivalvia; Ostreida; Ostreidae
Exons: 5
Coding region: 26-901 (291 amino acids)
Source: RefSeq, a predicted model, not a curated record